Phycomyces blakesleeanus NRRL 1555(-) is the source of this 2074-nucleotide messenger RNA. RefSeq lists its product as hypothetical. The record is from RefSeq and is a predicted model, not a curated record. Gene Ontology annotation, molecular function: protein binding. The coding region runs from base 155 to 2074 and encodes 639 amino acids. Lineage: Eukaryota; Fungi; Mucoromycota; Mucoromycetes; Mucorales; Phycomycetaceae. The transcript has a single exon.
GGCUGCCAAGGCUAGGAAAAAGAAGAAGAACAAUAAAGGCCCAAGCUGGAUACAUCUUCCUUUCUACCCUGCCUCAGUCAAGGACCCACUCAAAUUUAACCUCUUUUCACUUCCACUCCUUUCAUUUAGUCUUUCCUUUUAACAUAGCCUUGUAAUGAUUCCACUAUCUAUCAUACUCGUAGCCUUUUUACAGUUAACAUCCUUAGGUCUCGGGCAACCCAUAAAAACCAAUGAACCACGUAUCCACCAUACCCUUGUACGAUUGCCAAAUAACACCAUUGUAUCCAUCGGUGGAUUCAGCACACUCGACCAAACCUUUGUAGACACUCAAACCCAUCUAGACACCCUACAGACCCACAGAGACCAGUCUAUUGCUGGCCAUACGUCGCACUGGUAUCCACCCACCCAGUCAAUUGUGUCGCUAUUUGGUUUGCACGGGCCUGGCAUUCAGACAAGAGACGAAAGACGUUUGGCAGACCGACACAGGAACAGUUACACCAGCACAUUGCCAGUUUCCCGGUAUGGCCAUACAUCAACUCUUUUGGGCAAAGACCUCUAUGUACAUGGCGGGUUUUCGAUCAACGCGGACCAAUUGGUGCCUUUGAGCGAUCUAUGGCUCUUUCGAUGGCGAUCAAAGACAUGGACACAACCCUCAUUGCACACACAAAACAACCAGAGAAUACCAAUUGCAGGUCACACUACCGUAAACUACCAGAAUUGGCUCUUGUCUUGCUUUGGAAUAACCAAAAAUAACGAAUUGAUGUCCCAUUGUACCUGUUACGACACAAUUACAUCCACCGUUCAUACAAUUCUCGAGGCAUCUCUACCAAAGCCACGAACCAUGGCUACCAUGACAACAUUUCCCUUUGACCCGUCACGCGCAAUAUUGUUUGGUGGCAUGGGCUCAGAAGGUCUCUUGCUGAGCGAUGCAUGGGAAAUCGAUAUGAGCCAAUUACCAGCCCACAUCUCAUGGCGCAAGUUAGCUCAAGGUCAACCCCGCGCAGGCCAUGCUGCCGUGUUUACAGAUGAUUCAAUUGUUCUAUUUCACGGUGGACUAGACGAGAGUAACCAAUUGACCGAAAAAUCUCUAGAAUUUGACACAAAUACCUUUACUUGGGUACUAUCUCCUGGUGUUUUUCGUCAGCAGUUAAUCAAAAGAGCAGACGAAAGUAAUGCCGGAAAAAUAGCAGGAAUUGCUGUAGGAUGUGUAGCGGGUGUAAUAAUAAUAGGUGGAUGUCUGUUUAUGGUGUGGUAUCGCCGUCGCCAGGCAAAAUCUGUUCAAGACAAAGCGUCACAUAAUCCUCGGUUUAGCUACGCCCUAUCCGGAUCUAACCAAAGACGUUCAGCUGCAUCAGAAGUAUCUACUGUCUUGCAGGCACCCGCAGUUGCCAUUCGCUCCUCACGCCUUACACCCAUGAAUCGUACCUCGGAAUUGUUCCCCUCAAUUGCAGAGACCUCUGGCAUAAUUCCUAUCCACUUUCCAUCUGUAGCAGAGUAUUCAGAGCGACAUAAUAAUCAACAUCAACAUCAACAACAACAUCACCAGCAACAACAACAACAACAAUACCAAAAGUCAAGGAGUACACCGAAUAUUACAAAGACAAAUUCAAUAAUAUCUGACACUCCAUCAGUGAAAUCAACAUCAUCAUCACCAUCCAUGGGACCAUCGAUUGCUUUUACACCAGCACGUAUCAAUAAUCGGUUAAGUGAACGGCCAACAAGCGAUGCUCUGUGGAUGCAGGCCAUUCUCAAUAACUCGCUUAUCUGGAAAGAUGAAUCUGAAACAAACCAAGCAGCAGCUCAAGUUUCGGUUCCUCCGUCUCCACGUCUCCUACAGCCUCCCUUAACACCUACAUCUCCUGCAUUCCCUCGAAGACCAUCAAGCGAUAGUCACAAAUCUGUAUCAUCUAUUCAAUGGGUAGGAUUCAAUGAAGGCAUGGAUUACCGCUGGUAUCCAGGUCUUCAAGUAACAAAUCUGCGCAAGAGUCAGCUCUCGCUCAGUACAAACAGUAACCCAGGUACGCCCACCUUUCCACCUGCAGACAGUAGUGGCUCUUCUAUUCAUCAUCAAUAA